AUGUCUGGACGCGGCAAGCAGGGCGGCAAGGCGCGCGCCAAGGCCAAGACGCGCUCCUCUCGGGCCGGCCUGCAGUUCCCGGUGGGCCGCGUGCACCGGCUGCUCCGCAAGGGCAACUACGCCGAGCGGGUGGGCGCCGGCGCCCCGGUGUACCUGGCGGCCGUGCUCGAGUACCUGACGGCCGAGAUCCUGGAGCUGGCGGGCAACGCGGCCCGCGACAACAAGAAGACGCGCAUCAUCCCGCGCCACCUGCAGCUGGCCAUCCGCAACGACGAGGAGCUCAACAAGCUGCUGGGCAAAGUGACGAUCGCGCAGGGCGGCGUGCUGCCCAACAUCCAGGCCGUGCUGCUGCCCAAGAAGACCGAGAGCCACCACAAGGCCAAGGGCAAGUGAGAGCCAACCCGCUACCCACGACAGCGAUCAACCAAAGGCUCUUUUCAGAGCCACCCACAGUUUCAAAGAAAGAGCAUGGAAUUCUUAGACUACUUGGUUAUAUACAGAAUGGUCUCAACCAUGAGAACCAUUAACUUUAAAAACGUCACGUGAAGUCUGGAAGCACUACUAAGUGAAACUUAAUAGCAUAAUGGAAAGUUUACAACGUGUCUGUAGAUGUGUUCUUAGAAAGUCCUUUCUUUAAAUGAAGACCGAUAUACAAAACAUCUAAAGUUACUAAAAAUACACCUCACUCUUAU
Messenger RNA from Jaculus jaculus (lesser Egyptian jerboa), 692 nucleotides. RefSeq names its product histone H2A type 1. Gene Ontology annotation, cellular component: nucleosome. The transcript has a single exon. Gene Ontology annotation, molecular function: DNA binding; protein heterodimerization activity; structural constituent of chromatin. NCBI's taxonomy places the organism in Eukaryota, Metazoa, Chordata, Mammalia, Rodentia, Dipodidae. The record is from RefSeq and is a predicted model, not a curated record. The coding region runs from base 1 to 393 and encodes 130 amino acids.